AUGGAGAAUUCAUCACGACAAGUUGGAGAAGUUCUAUACUGUGCUGGACAGAUUGCAUUAGUACCUUGUACUAUGCAGCUUGUUGGUGGUGGCAUACAAACUGAGGCUACAGUCUCCCUAAGCCAUGUUGAGAAAGUCCUUAAAGCUAUGAGCCGCAACACUGAACUCCACCACAUCCUUAUGGCUAAUUGUUACGUAACUAACAGCAAGUACAUUCCUGUCGCUCACGCUGUAUGGCAAAAGAAAUUAGAUGAACUUAAAAAGGCAGAAGAUCCAGAAAUGUACAGUGAUUUAGCUGCAGUCUAUGGGAUGCUAACUGUGGUCGUGGUACCCUGCCUACCCAAAGAUGCUCUCAUUGAGUGGCAUGUCAUUGCAGCAGUGGAUAAUCCACCAGAAAGGAGAACUUUUGUUAUGAAGAUGUCAACAGAGGAUUGCCAAAUUGAAUGUGAAGCUGUGGAGUCCAGUUCUGCAUGUAGUGCAUCUAUCUCAGUACGCCUAAGCUUGAUUUCACCAUCUGCUUCUUCAGCCAAUUUAGAUAGGACUCUUCAUAAUAUGGUUGCUGUGUUCAGACAAGCUGUCAAGAAACUUUCAGAGGAUUGCAAUGCAAUUCCCUUGUGUUUUAGAACUUUCUACAAGGAGGACAGUUUUGGUGCUGAAACACUACAAGCAGGACUGCAAUACUACCUAGAAGAACAAUUGGGCGAGAAGACACCAGCUCUGAUUUUGGUACCUGUCAUGGAUUUACCUGAAAAGGAAGUUAUUCAUAUAGCAUGCUGGCUGAGUUAGUCAUUCCUAAGUGAUCAGUUGGUAUCAAUGCAUGUAUUCCACCUAGAUGAGAGUGAAGAGAAGAGUUGAUAAAGUUGAAUAUUUUCAUUGAACAUCAAGGUGCAUGUAGCUUGAUUUGGGCAAAACAUGUCUUAAAGUGUUAAUAUUUCUAUGGAUAGUGCCUGAUGGCAAAUGACGCAUUCUGCCUUUGGAUGAAAAAUAAAGA
This is a messenger RNA of Pelodiscus sinensis (Chinese soft-shelled turtle), 991 nucleotides long. NCBI's taxonomy places the organism in Eukaryota, Metazoa, Chordata, Testudines, Trionychidae. The record is from RefSeq and is a predicted model, not a curated record.